This is a messenger RNA of Scheffersomyces coipomensis, 1771 nucleotides long. It is a transcript of the gene GCN5, whose product is annotated as histone acetyltransferase. The transcript has a single exon. Gene Ontology annotation, molecular function: histone H3 acetyltransferase activity; protein binding. Gene Ontology annotation, biological process: positive regulation of transcription by RNA polymerase II; chromatin remodeling. Gene Ontology annotation, cellular component: histone acetyltransferase complex. Lineage: Eukaryota; Fungi; Ascomycota; Pichiomycetes; Serinales; Debaryomycetaceae. Bases 263 to 1636 code for a protein of 457 amino acids. The record is from RefSeq and is a predicted model, not a curated record.
UAUAAAUCAUAUAUAUAUAUUUUAUAUCAAAUUAAAGUCAUCGUAUGCCAAAAAAAAAAAAUUCUUUUUUUUACUUUAAAAGUUUUCACGUGACUUGAUUUCCUGCAUGUAAAAUUUUCCAAAAAUCAUCCACCGAAAAAGGUUUUGUUUGUGUAAUCACAGUAAACAAGAGGUGGAGGAAAGCUUUAUAUGAAAUAGAGUCAAAUGAUUCAUUAGAUCGAAUCAUAUAGAAUCAAUUAUAGCAUAGUAACAGGGUCGUGUAAUGGUAGAUAGGAAACGGGUAGCCACCAUAAAGUCUGAUGAUGAGGAUGAUGAUGAUGUUCCAUUAAAUAAGAAAGUCAAAGUUGAAGUGAAGGACGAGGACGAGGACGAGGAGGAUGAAGAUGAAGAUAGUAAUGAUGAAUCAGAUGAUGAUGAACAUAAGAAUGGAACCAAGAAAGAGGUGAAAGAUGAUGAGGAUGAAGAGGAAGAAGAAGAAGAGGAGGAGGAGGAGGAGGAUGAAGGUGAUGAUGAAGCAGAAGAAGAACGAAAACGAAUAACAACCUUUAAUUUUGAUGGAAUUAUAUAUUCAUUUAAAGAAAGACCCUCAGUAAUAGAAGAAAGAGAAGGUAAAAUAGAAUUUCGAGUGGUUAAUAAUGAUAAUACCAGAGAAAGCUCCAUGGUUUUAACUGGUUUAAAAAACAUUUUCCAAAAACAAUUACCCAAAAUGCCUCGUGAAUAUAUUGCCAGAUUAGUAUAUGAUAGAUCACAUUUAUCCAUGGCAGUAGUACGUAAACCAUUAACGGUAGUAGGAGGUAUUACUUAUCGUCCCUUUGGGAAUCGAGAAUUUGCUGAAAUUGUGUUUUGUGCUAUAUCAUCUACCGAACAAGUUAGAGGUUAUGGUGCUCAUUUAAUGAAUCAUUUAAAAGAUUAUGUUCGAGCUACAUCACCAAUUAAAUAUUUCUUAACUUAUGCUGAUAAUUAUGCUAUUGGAUAUUUCAAAAAACAAGGUUUUACUAAAGAAAUCACUCUUGAUAAAUCAGUUUGGAUGGGAUAUAUUAAAGAUUAUGAAGGUGGUACGUUAAUGCAAUGUUCAAUGUUACCAGGAAUAUUAAGAUAUUUAGAUCUGGGGAAAAUAUUAUUAUUACAAAAGGCUGCAAUAGAGAAGAAAAUUAAAUUACGAUCAAAAUCGCAUGUUAUAAGACCAGGUUUACAAGUAUUUAAAACGAAUAAAAAUGUUACAUUAGAUCCCAAGGAUAUCCCUGGAUUAAGUGAAAGUGGAUGGCUGGAUGAAAUGGAUAAAUUAGCUCAAAAACCAAAACGAGGGCCUCAUUAUAAUUUCAUGACUUCAUUAUAUGCUGAAAUGGCCAAUCAUCCAUCAGCCUGGCCAUUUGCCGUACCAGUUAAUAAAGAAGAAGUUCAAGAUUAUUAUGAAGUGAUUAAAGAACCUAUGGAUUUAUCUACCAUGGAACAAAAACUUGAAAAUGAUAAAUAUGAUUCGUUUGAUCAAUUCUUGUAUGAUUGUCGUCUUAUCUUUAAUAAUUGUCGUGCUUAUAAUGGCGAGACCACUACAUAUUAUAAGAAUGCCACUAAAUUGGAGAAGUUUUUAAAUAAUAAAAUCAAAGAUAGUGCUGAGUAUUCUCAUCAUCUUGAAUAGAGAGAGAGAGAUAAGUGAUACCAAAUGAUUUUAAAAUAUUUAUGUGUAUAUAGAAAUGUACAAUUAAUAAUAAAAAUAAGUCGAUUAAUAAUUUAAAAUUGCUGUCAAGCCCAAAAAAAAAAAAAAAAAAAAAAA